UAGGCAAGGGAGACUGGCUGGCACAGACCUUGUCUUCUUAAUGGCACAUCACCUUGCUCUUUGUUUUCCAGACUGGCUCUUCUCCCAGGUGAUUGCCUGUAUGGGAAACUGAUUUGGCCUGUUUGGCUAAAUCCAGCAUCUGGCAGCCCAUUUUAAUACUCCAAGCCUUGAUUAAACUCCAGUACCCACUAGACCCAGGAAUUUAGGGGAGGAUCUGACACCAAUAAAUUUAGGGGAAUCAAGGCACCCACAAACUCCUAACAAUAUAUUCAAAUAUUUAGUUUCAUAUUCAAUAUGAUGGAGUCAUAUCCACUCUAGUCUGAGAUUCGUAUGAAUAGCAUAUUUAGUUUUAUUUAUGAAAUUAAAUACAUUGGAACUCUCAGCCAAACCAUUCAUUGCAUUCAAUGUCUGACACAUUUAAUGUAUAUGUUGCUUUUUAAAUAGCAAUUUCAGGGGCAAUUUGGACAUGGUGCAUUUAUUUAUUUAACAUAAUUUCUAUAUUAUUUAAUUGUAAUAAGCCUCUAAGUAGCGUAAAUAAAAUGCGGGGCCCUUCUACACUGUGAUUCUGAUGAAAAUUGCCCCACAGAGCACAAAGUUGCUAUUUGCUGUGGGAGCUAUAUUGCUGUUAGUGCCAGUAGCAAUUUAUAUCCCAUGGCAAAUGGCAGUUUCGUAGUGGGUUGUUUUCAUUGAUAGCACAGCAUGGGGCUGGAAGAGGAACGGAUAGCCGCAUGUGUUGCAUUCUUGAUCCUGACAUGGUUCCCCUCCCCCAAAUUGUGCAUAAGGCUCAUUGGCUAUUUUAAACGCCAGUAUGUUCCUUUAGGUAUUUUGUUAGAUUUGCCUUCAAGUAAGAGAGUUUGAAGAAACUGAGCUCUGACCAUACUCUGGUCUUUGGCCGUCUCAGUAGGGACAAGGCCUGCAAACAGUGUUUCCUUUCAAGCUGUUCUGAUAUCUGUUAAUAAUAGCAAGCUGUUGGGAGACUUAUCAGCUAAUUAACCAAGCUGCUAUAAAAAUGCAUUGACUGCUCUAAGGAGUAUUGUCCAUGCCCAGCUGUUGCUUUCAAUAGAUGUAGGUAUCGCACAGAAAGCAGGUGACCAGUGAAAUAAAAAUAUGUGUGUUGACAAGAGGCAUGAGUACUGUACUUUAUCAGUAAAUAGUGUGGACAUUUUAGCAGGGAUUAUUAUUAUAGUCUGUGUUAUAUCCACAUAUUAUUUAUUAUUUAUUGAAUUUACAUCCUGCCCUUCCUCCCAAAGCAGAUCAGAACGGCAAACAGAUACACAAUUUAAAAACAAAGGAAAAAGCAUUCUAUAACAGUCAACAUUCUAAAGGCAGCUACAAUUGAAAACAUCUAAAAGCAGUUACAGUGACAGUUAAUGAUCCUGAGGUUGCCAGGAGCAGUAUUCUUCAGCCACCAAAUGCUUGGGGAGCUUCUGGAUAUGACUUGCCGCCUUGCUAAUACAUUAAAGAAAAAUGGAAUAAAAAAAGGGGACCGAGUUGCUAUUUAUAUGCCAGUGUCCCCAAUGGCAGUGGCUGCCAUGUUGGCUUGUGCCAGAAUUGGUGCUGUUCAUACCGUUGUCUUUGCUGGAUUCAGUGCAGAUUCAUUGGCAGGGAGGAUCAAUGACUCUGAAUGCAAAGCAGUCAUCACCUCUAACCAGGGAGUCAGGGGCGGACGUGUCAUAGAACUGAAGAAGACUGUGGAUGAAGCUGUAAAGAAUUGUCCAAGUGUCAAGUGUGUCUUUGUGACUCAGAGAACUACCAACAAAAUCCACAUGGGCAGUCGUGAUAUUCUCCUUGAAGAAGAGAUGGCUAAGGAGGUGCCAGUUUGUUCCCCUGAAAUAAUGGACAGUGAAGAUAUGCUCUUUAUGCUUUAUACCUCAGGGAGCACAGGAAAACCUAAAGGGAUUGUUCACACCCAAGCUGGCUAUCUCCUUUAUGCUGCCUUAACGCACAAGCAUGUGUUUGACUACAAGCAAGAUGACAUUUUUGGUUGUAUGGCUGAUAUUGGUUGGAUCACGGGACACAGCUAUGUUGUGUAUGGACCACUCUGCAAUGGAAGCACCACAGUUCUGUUUGAAAGCACUCCAGUCUAUCCUAAUCCAGGUCGCUACUGGGAAACUGUUGAAAGGUUAAAAAUUAAUCAAUUUUAUUGUGCUCCCACUGCAUUGCGAUUGCUGCUGAAGCAUGGAGAUGAAUUUGUAAAGCAGUAUGACAGAUCUUCCCUAACUACACUUGGAUCAGUGGGAGAACCCAUAAACCAUGAAGCUUGGCAGUGGUUCUACAAUGUGGUAGGAGAGGGACGCUGUUCUCUUGUGGACACUUGGUGGCAAACAGAAACUGGUGGCAUUUGCAUCGCUCCUCGGCCUUCAGAAAAAGGAGCUGAGAUCAUUCCUGCCAUAGCAAUGCGGCCUUUCUAUGGGAUUACCCCAGUAUUGAUGGAUGAAAAGGGAAAUGUUUUAGAAGGCAAUGAUGUCUCUGGAGCUCUCUGCAUAGCACAGCCUUGGCCAGGUAUAGCAAGGACCAUCUAUGGAGACCACCAGAGAUUUGUAGAAGCUUAUUUCAAAGCUUACCCAGGUUAUUAUUUUACAGGUGAUGGUGCUUAUAGAACUAAAGAAGGCUAUUACCAGAUAACGGGGCGAAUGGAUGAUGUCCUCAACAUCAGUGGGCACAGACUUGGAACUGCAGAGAUUGAAGAUGCUAUGGAUGAACAUCCUGCAGUACCUGAAACAGCAGUAAUUAGUUAUCCGCAUGAUAUCAAAGGGGAAGCUGCAUUUGCUUUCAUAGUUCUCAAAGAUGAGAAAGCACAUCCAGAAACCGUUACCAAAGAGCUAAGGGCAAUGGUUGCCUCCAGGAUAGCCAAGUAUGCUGUGCCUGAUCAUGUUCUGGUAGUGAAGCGCCUUCCUAAAACUCGCUCAGGGAAAAUAAUGAGAAGGUUGCUACGGAAAAUAGUGACAGGCAAUGUCAGCGAUAUGGGAGAUAUCACCACACUGGAUGACUCCAGUGUCAUUGAAGAAAUACUUGAUGCAUAUGAGAAGUACAAAAUUAAGCAUCCUACUUUGUAAUGAGAAGCUGUGGGGAUAUGUUCCAUUAGAAACUCCGAAAAACAAAAGGAACCCUCAAAUACGCACAAGUUUUCAUGGAAUUCUGCUUAAUCAUGUGAGGCUCAGAAGAUUCUCCUUCUGAAAAAUACAUAUACUACAAUACCGUCCGUGUGUAUUUCACUGCACUUUGCCUUUCUUUGAAACUAUGCAGCAUGUAGGUUAGAUCCUGAUAUUUUGGAUAUCCUGCCUAUCUUUUUUAAUACUUUAUUAAAACCACACAGAGUGGGAACUCUAAAGUAGAAAGCAUUAAUUCAACCUUAAAACCAGUGCCUUGGAAAUAUUAAUCACUCUUUGAACUUACUCUUGGGGGAAAUGCUUUCUUCUGAGUACCCCAUGAUAUCUUUCUGGAUGCUGCAUUCAUUAACAGCAGAGGAACAUUAUUCAUUUAAGUAGAAUAAAUUAUUUUUCAUAUUUUGUGAAAGCAAAUUUUAAAUAGGAAUAACUGAAAUAUAAAAUUUUAAUAAGGAUAUAUAUGUUUAUAUGGCUUGAUGAAAAAUGUGUAGAGAAAAAAAGCAUUUCUUCACCUUACAUGGAACUUAAAAUGGCUACAAAACUAUCAUUUCCUAAAAUUAGUAAUCAAACAAAAAUAAAAUUGAAAGGAAUCUUGUUGAAGCUUAUUCCGGGAGUAAAUUUACACGUCCGAACUCAUUGAAAGGGUUUACACAGAACCAAGAAGAAGGGUGGAAGACAAAAAGCCUCAAAGGGGAUUUUUUUUUUUUUAAGGAACCAGAGGGUCUUGGCUGAUAUUAUGGAAAUGCAGUAUUUUAUUGAUCCUGUGACCAAAUAAAUCCAAUUCAAAAAAUCCUGACCUCGGAUAGACACUUGCUGAACAUGGAAGUUCUAUUUUUGAUGCAAUUUGCUUUUACUGGAAGGGAUGCUCAUUUUUCCUUUGAUGAUACAGUCAUAACACCUCUUAGGAUUCCUUUGUAUUCAAAUAAUAUAUUGCCUACUUUUUAUGCCCUUUACAAAUAAAUGUGUUUAUGUUUGUA
Molecule: messenger RNA, 4084 nt
Organism: Podarcis raffonei (Aeolian wall lizard)
Lineage: Eukaryota; Metazoa; Chordata; Lepidosauria; Squamata; Lacertidae
Gene: ACSS1
Product: acyl-CoA synthetase short chain family member 1
Exons: 13
Coding region: 1371-3056 (561 amino acids)
Cellular component (GO): mitochondrion
Molecular function (GO): acetyl-CoA synthetase activity; AMP binding
Source: RefSeq, a predicted model, not a curated record